Molecule: messenger RNA, 1380 nt
Organism: Tigriopus californicus
Lineage: Eukaryota; Metazoa; Arthropoda; Copepoda; Harpacticoida; Harpacticidae
Exons: 4
Coding region: 142-1353 (403 amino acids)
Molecular function (GO): S-adenosylmethionine-dependent methyltransferase activity
Source: RefSeq, a predicted model, not a curated record
AUUGAUCAAGAUAACAUCGGAACCUCCACUUUGAUACUGAAAUAUGGGCAUGAAUGACAUCUGAGGCAUUUUGAGAGCAGAGUCACAACUCGUCAAUCCAGUUUUUUGAAACGAGGAACAACAGUUUACUUUCACACAAUCAUGGAAGAACUUCGUUCCGAAAUUGUGUCUGCUUUUCAAAUUAUUGAAUCGAAACAAACAGACCGGGUCCUUUGUGGUGUUAAGAGAGUUUCCAUAAGCCCUCAGAACAAGGCCAAUCUGAGCAAAAAUGGCCGCCAGAUUGAGAAACCGGAACCACUUGCACGACCCAGUGAGGCCUUGGCCAAGAAGAUUGCUGAACAUUGGGAAAAUUUGGCAUGGCAAGACUUUGGCCUUGGUCAAGAGGCCUCAAAAACGGUUUUGAUCGGAAAGACCGAAGAUGCUCCCCUUCUUGGAAGCUCCCAGGAGUGCGAAGUGGUACUAUUACAUGUUCCAAAAGGAUCUGGGAUAUCGCAAUUUGCUGAAGAGGCUAAUUCGUGGUACCAUUUUCUCGUCGUUGGUCCGGAUGCUCAAAUUGGUUUCAUUCAAGAGAAAACACGACCAAUCAAGCUUGGCGAAUCAAUUCCUUAUUUACCAGCAGCACCAAAAGUGAUAAAGGCUGGUAACGAACUUCCACUGGUGUCCUUGGUCUUGCGCUUUGGCCUUUUGGACGGUCAGCAAUGGCUAACGGAUUUGAAAGCGGGAAGCAACUACGCUGACACCAUUAUGAAAAUCCCAAACAUCCACGAGUACUACUUGGAAUUUGUUUCCGACUAUGAAAAAGUCAUGCGUGCUUGGGGAUAUUGUAUGCCGGAGGCUACGGUAGAGUUCAUCAUGGAUCAUGCCCAUCUCGGUUCAGACGUGAAGAAUGUCCAAGUCUUAGAUUUGGGUUGUGGUGAUGGAUUGGUUGGUUUGAACCUGAAGAAAAAGGGCUUCUUGACCUUGACUGGAGCGGACUUUUCCGAAAACAUGUUGGCCAAGGCCAAACUUCGAGAAUGCUACAGCGAACUAAAGCAGGUGAAUCUGCUUCAGGAUCUGCCAUUCCAACCAAACUCGUUUGAUCUAGUGGUAUCCGUGGCUGUAACCACAUACUUAAAGCCGGAAGUGUUACGUCUUUGGCUGAAAGUGGCCAAGAAAGGUGGGCAGAUUGUGUUUUCGCACAAAACCUCAAUUUGGGACCAGUGGGAAGUUGAACAAGAUGCUAUGGAGAAGGAAGGUUUAUGGAAGAAGGUCUGGAUCAUCCCGGAGCCAAUGCCAUAUCUACCUUCCCUGAAAGAAGAUGGUCAAACCCCUUCCCCAGAGAUGGCCAAGGUUUACAUCUAUGAAAAACUGUAAAAUACAGAUGUCGGUGUCCAAAAUUUA